Messenger RNA from Staurois parvus, 874 nucleotides. The record is from the annotation of a GenBank genome assembly. NCBI's taxonomy places the organism in Eukaryota, Metazoa, Chordata, Amphibia, Anura, Ranidae.
AUGACGUUAUCCUUCAGAAUUAACAGGCCGGCUCUGGCCUACUCCAUGACCACAUUAGGAGCUGGAAUGAUGAACCAUAUAUUUAACUUUUAUUACGUGAAGCUGUUUCUUAACCGGUACAAAAUAUCUGAGGGAUCUUUUCAUCAAGCUCAGGUUGUGUUCAUGAUCUGGAAUGCCAUCAAUGAUCCUUUAUUUGGGUACAUACAAGAUAAUUCAAAGUCAGACUUCUGCUCUAUACGCCGCAGGUCCAUCUUAUUUGGAGCACCAUUUUAUGCUUUGGCCUUCCUAAUACCUUGGUUUCCCUGGAAAGAUUACACAGAAGGUGAAUGGCUUAGUGGCAUCCAUCUUGUUGUAGCACUGUGUGUGUUUGAUGGCAUGCUUACCUUUGUUCUGCUUGCCCAGUGUGCCCUCUUUGCUGAGAUUUCAACGAAGCACGAAAGCCGUCUUCAACUCAUUAAAUACAACCAGGUGGCUUCGCUGCUGGGCUCCUCAAGCAUCCUUUUUUGUGGACUUAUAUCUGAUAACAUGGAGAACAUUACAAGAUUUCAGACAUUCACUUUGUGCGUGGCGGUACUGUCCACUGUAUGCAUGUGUUUAUACCGGUUUGUUUGGAGUGACCCAGUAUGAAGAGAAGUUUCUGGAGGGCAGCAGCCGGUCAGACACCUCACUAUCCUGGUCCUCUGUUCUGAAUCUCACUAAGCAGAUCCUCACUCAAAAAAACUUUCUUCUAUUUGUGUCUAUGAACUUUUUUCAAGUUUUCCAUGCUACUUUUUGCAGUAACUUCAUGAUGAUAUUUGCUGAUAACCUAAUUCCCAAAGACGCUCUUCCUUCCUUUGUAAGAAGCAUCAUGUAUGGAGCCGGAUCUAUAUUUCCU